Argentina anserina (silverweed cinquefoil) is the source of this 1259-nucleotide messenger RNA. Its product is annotated as SPX domain-containing protein 4. Lineage: Eukaryota; Viridiplantae; Streptophyta; Magnoliopsida; Rosales; Rosaceae. Bases 104 to 1060 code for a protein of 318 amino acids. The transcript has 3 exons. The record is from RefSeq and is a predicted model, not a curated record. Gene Ontology annotation, biological process: cellular response to phosphate starvation.
CAUAACCAUAAUUACCACAAGUGAUUAACACACAUAUAAACCCAACCCCCUCCUCUGACUAUUCCCAAAUCACAAACAGAAAACCCACUUGGAGAAGAAACCCAUGAAAUUCGGAAAAGAGUUCACGAACCACUUGGAGGAGACAAUCCCGGAGUGGAGGGACAAGUUCCUCUGCUACAAGCUCCUCAAGAAGCUCCUCAAGCGCCUCCCCGCCUCCGCCGUCGAUGCUCUGCCUCACCCCUUUCAUUUCGAUCGACGCCUCUCCGAUGCCAACGCUUCUGGUGGUGGGGCCGGCCCCGACCGGCCCUUGGGGGACUUACAGGAUUGGUUUGUGGGGAUUCUCAAUGACGAGCUUGAGAAGCUCAAUGACUUCUACGUUGAUAAAGAGGAGGACUUCAUUAUUCGCUUCCAGGAGCUGAAGGGAAGAAUCGAGGUAGUUAAAGAAAAGAGCAGCAGAGGCGGAGUGUUUACCUCGGAGAGUGAGUUUAGUGAGGAAGUGAUGGACAUUCGUAAGGACUUCGUCACCAUUCAUGGGGAGAUGGUGCUUCUCAAAAACUAUAGCUCACUAAAUUUUGCAGGGCUAGUCAAAAUUCUAAAGAAGUAUGAUAAACGAACUGGAGGAUUGUUGCGACUACCUUUCACACAACAUGCUCUACGAGCGCCUUUCUUUACAACACAACCUCUCACGAUGCUCGUUCGUGAAUGCGAGGCAAAUCUUGAGCUUCUCUUCCCAUUGGAAGCAGAAGUCGUUGAAUCUACUCCAAACAUGCAAGACAAGUCCAACCCACAACUGAACAGUUCGGGAACUGUUGCUGUUGAUACGCCUUCAAACCAGGAGGCAAGUGUGGAUAUAUACCGUGGAACAAUUGCUGCAAUGAAAGCCAUACAAGGCCUUCAAAGAGCAAGCUCGACUUGGAAUCCUUGGUCAUUUUCAAAUCACAUUAGGAAUCAGGAUGAUGGGAGUACUGGUGCUGUCACAGCUGAGAACUCUGCUUCAAACUCUGUAACUACCUUGCACAGUGAAGAGGAGGCUGAUGACGAGGAUAACCAGUCUGUUUAAUAGAUUAUCUUAUCAGAUGAUGUUGUACAUUCUACUUCACUUGUUGAGUCGUAACAUAUCGAAAUAUGUUUUGGCAGGCUCUGAAUUGGCUAAUGCUAUGCCUUAAUUACAAAAGUUUUGGUUUAGAAGAUUUCAUCGUUACAGUUGAUGUUGUAAUAAUUUAAAUUUAGAUAUAAAAUUUUGAUAGAAAAGAGUGGUA